This is a messenger RNA of Parnassius mnemosyne (clouded apollo), 639 nucleotides long. Lineage: Eukaryota; Metazoa; Arthropoda; Insecta; Lepidoptera; Papilionidae. The record is from the annotation of a GenBank genome assembly.
AUGAAGGAAAACCAGAAACACGUCUACUACAUUACUGGCGAGAACAGAGAUCAGGUAGCCAACUCCUCAUUUGUGGAGAGGGUGAAGAAGCGUGGCUAUGAAGUUGUUUACAUGACUGAGCCGAUCGAUGAGUAUGUAGUACAACAGCACCGAGAAUUAGACGGGAGGACUUUAGUGUCUGUCACAAAGGAAGUGGUAUCUGUGAGGAUGCUCAAGACAGACCAGCUCAGCAAUGAGUGGAAGUACAGCCUACAACAUGCACAGCAGGAAGAUUCGGACAUUAAGCCGAUUCUGGAAUGGAUGAAGGCCAGUGCUCCUAAGCCCAAGUGGAGCCGCGUCUCAGCAAUGAGUUCGACCACGAAAAGCUAUUGGGCCCAAUGGGACAGCUUGCUGAUUCAGGAUGGAGUCCUGUGCCGUAAAUGGGAAAAUGGUCUGGGAGACAGAUGUCAUUUGCAAAUGGUUGUCCCUAAGGCUAAAGUACCGGAUGUUCUACAGCAGUACCAUAGUGGUUGUUCAGGAGGCCACCUGGGAGUUAAACGAACUUUACUGAAGAGCCGAGAAUGGUUUUACUGGGUCCACUGUCGUGACGAUGUCGAGGACUGGUGCCGCAAAUGUACAAGUUGUGCGGCUGUAAAGUGA